Zygosaccharomyces rouxii is the source of this 3201-nucleotide messenger RNA. It is a transcript of the gene RGT1, whose product is annotated as Rgt1p. Lineage: Eukaryota; Fungi; Ascomycota; Saccharomycetes; Saccharomycetales; Saccharomycetaceae. Gene Ontology annotation, cellular component: nucleus. The coding region runs from base 1 to 3201 and encodes 1066 amino acids. The record is from RefSeq and is a predicted model, not a curated record. Gene Ontology annotation, molecular function: zinc ion binding; DNA-binding transcription factor activity, RNA polymerase II-specific. The transcript has a single exon.
AUGACCCCUAUGAGUGAAAAUAAUGGCUCAGAAAACACGAGGGAUGUGUCAGCAGCUAUGAUGAAGAGUAGAAGUAAUUCCAGUGAGUACGCCGGCGGGGAUGGCAGCUUUCAUGCUAGUGAGGUAGAGUCACAGAGUUCGCAGGGUGCUAGUGGUGGUAAUACAAGUGCAAGCAAACGAAGAACAAAGGCAUCCCGUGCGUGUGAUCAAUGUCGGAAGAGAAAGAUAAGAUGUGAUUACGAUGAUGAUAAAGGUGUUUGUACAUCUUGUAGGAAAAAUGGCGAAAGCUGCGCUUUUGAGAGAAUUCAGUUGAAAAGGGGACCUUCAAAAGGAGCGGUUAGAGGACAUAGUGUAAGCCGAUCGAUUUCAGGUGAAAAUAAUAAUACUGCUGCUACUGCUGUUGGUAGUGGUGGUGAAUUUUCUUCGCCUUCUUCAAGACAAGGCUCAGUCUUAUUGCCGCCCUUGGGUCAGUAUUUACCGCAACCUGCCCCUGUGCCAUCGAAUUUAAACGCUACUCAGCAACAACAGUUUUGGAAAGUUCCGUAUCAUGAUUUUCAAGGUCAAAGAAGAGGUUCUAUCGAUUCUUUAUCGAGCGACAUGUCAGCUAAAAGUGUAAAUAUCCCUCAAGAGCAUUUGCUUUAUGCAUCACCAUCAGCCGGGCAUCCGCCAUUACAUUCACCGGUAACUUUUGGUCCAAAUAAUUCAAGUACAGAUAGUGGCUAUUGGCCGUUCCGUAAUAGUGGCGGUGAAGAAUCAGAUGAAUUGAGAAGAAAGUCAGGGUCAAAUCCGCCUUCUCUUAAAAACGUUAGUCAGCCGCCUCCACCACCUUUGCAACAACAACAACAACAACAGUAUUCAUAUUCGAAAUUUAACAAUUCUUUUGCUCAAUACGGUGCGAAUGGGUUUCCCUCCAGACAUGGCUCGAUAGCGAGUGAGGGAAUGUCACCAAGUGCAUCGGUUCCAUAUCAGUCUGUCCCCAUGAAUCAAUCCAAUAGUAAUGGUCUUUCCCAACAACAGCAACAGCCGAUUCAAUGGCCCAAAGUUCAACCAAAAAAUCUGCCUCCACCGCAGGUGCAAGUUCAAGCGGCUGAUAAAGAGGAGACUUUGGGUAAUUCUUUCCAGAAGACUAUAAAAAAAAGAAGAACCGUUAGUGCUUCUUCAGGGGAGAAUAAAGCGGAACCGGGUGAAUAUCCGUUGGCAAGAUUUUCGAGUUCUGGUAAUGACUCGCUCUUGGGCGGUAACCUUGUGUCGCCUGCGGGUUUUGUUUAUGGUCAAAUCCCCGAGAUUCAACUGAUAGAUAUCUAUUAUGAAUUUAUCCAUAUGGUGUUUCCAAUAAUACCGUUAAACAAAGAAACCGUUACAAAUGAAAUUUUACUAGUUAAUACGCAACCAAUAUCACCCAUUCAUGAAAUUAAUAAUUAUGUUAUUCUUUGGUUUAGAAAUUCAUUAGAAUUGCUGAUUCGUAUUACAUUAAAGAGAAGAUCUGGACAUUUUUACGAUAGUUUAACGCAUAGUAAGGAAAGAGAACUAAGUAAUGAAAUUAGAGGAAAUUCUAAUGGUGGUGGUAGUAACGAUUCGAAAGAUGAUAACCUAGAAAUGCAAGGAGUUUUUGUUACUGCCUUAAAUGAAUGUCUACAAAAGAUUGUUGAUAUUCAUCCAAGUUUUAGAGAGAAUAAAGAUAAAAUUUCACCCAAGGUUAAAAUCAUUUAUCUUUCUACAUUUGUCCUUCUGAAUUAUAUCCUUGCAGUGGUGGGAUACGAUAAUUCGUUUGUUUUAGGGAUGUCUACAACUAUAUUCAAAGAUUUUAAAGUAUAUGAGUUAUUACUUUACGACGAUGAAGAUGAUGACGCUACGAAAAGUGGUUCUAAUGAUAACGACAAUACUAAUAAUGAUAACAAUAGUAAUAAUGCCAAUAAUGAUAACAACGAUAGUCGAUUUUAUGAUGAGAAUAACGCCAUGAACUGGGAUCAAGCUGGAUAUUCAAUAACGUUUAAAAGGCUCUAUGUGUUAUUGAUCAUUUUUGAUUCAUUACAAUGUUGUUCAUACGGAGGUCCUAAGCUUUUGAACGUGCCCAUUGAAGGUGCAUCGGAAAGAUUUUUCCAAACUAAACCUCAUAGUAAUUCCAAAUGGGUUGUUGAUCAGAGUCCAACCAGGAUGAAAUUCAUCUUACAAAGUGUUAAAUUUGGUGAACUUUUAGCCGAAUGUUCAAUGAAAAGAAGAUCAAUAUGUGACCUCUCUCGUACCCAGUUAACUUGGGAAAUACCGCCUUAUUUUUUAAAAGGAGUUACAGAUGAAGAUGAUGAACUUUUUAGUUUAGCUCAAUUGUUGGCGGCAUUUAUUUUGAUUCGAAAAGAAUUUGUAGAUUGUUUGCUAAAUUUGCAAGAUCUAGAAACUGGUGAAUUACCUACAGUUGAUAUGGAAUUAUGUGGGGAAUUGAUCAAAUUGUUAUGCCAAUUGACAUCAAUCAUUUUACAAGCUCUUACUGUUAUGAUGAGGACCAACCCAAAAAAUCAUAUUGAUUAUAAUUAUAGACCAAUGAAACCGAUGGAACACGAUGAUAGUGGGAAUUCAGCAAGCAGAAAGUUUACCACGUCGCAAGCAGAAUCUGGUAAAAAUUCAGGUAAUGAUUUUUAUCAUAAAUUGUUAGGUUUACAAGACAAUGCGGAAGCUUGUUUAACCAAUUUAUUGAGAGGUUCUAUUUCACCCUAUUGCAUCUCAAUGUUAAGAGAAAUUAGAAACGUUAUGGAAUUAGUGAAGAAAAUGCCCGCUUCAUUAAUUGGAGUCGUAAUGGCGUGUGCUGGUACGCAUCAUAACACUGCCAAUAACAAUAAUAAUGAUCCACUAGCGAUUACUUUCCAAUCGCAAGAAUUAGUCGUUAAAUUAUCCAAUUGCAUGAAUGAUAUGAUGCAGAUUACAAGUCUUUUGAACAUGAUUAAGCCGGUAAACUUAUCGGAUCAAGAUUCUGACAAUACGUCGGCAACAGCGACAAUUACAACAACCGAGACAAUUUCUAAAUCUUUGAAUCGUGAUCAUAGUAUAAUGCGGAGAUUGUACUAUUCAAAGGCUGCCAAGAGAGAUAAAAAACAUAUAUAUCCUUCCUCGUCAUCAUCUCCGCAAUUACAAGAGACUAUCACAACUCUCAAAUCGUUUGUCCUCAUCGGUUGGAAAUUAUUGGACGAUUUUGAAUUGGGCUGGUCUUGA